Xiphias gladius (swordfish) is the source of this 2411-nucleotide messenger RNA. RefSeq names its product T-box transcription factor 21 (gene tbx21). Bases 239 to 2095 code for a protein of 618 amino acids. Gene Ontology annotation, molecular function: DNA-binding transcription factor activity, RNA polymerase II-specific; RNA polymerase II cis-regulatory region sequence-specific DNA binding. Gene Ontology annotation, biological process: regulation of transcription by RNA polymerase II; lymphocyte migration; cell fate specification. The transcript is spliced from 6 exons. Gene Ontology annotation, cellular component: nucleus. The record is from RefSeq and is a predicted model, not a curated record. Lineage: Eukaryota; Metazoa; Chordata; Actinopteri; Istiophoriformes; Xiphiidae.
AGUCUUUAUAUUGUAGGAGUUUUAGGUUUUCACCUAUAGGCUCUGAACGACCGAGAGACCAGAUUUGAAAGUUCGUGUCAUGUCAGUGCGCCGUGAGUCAUAGCUGAGGAUAACAGUCCGGACUGCGCUUCUUUUUUUUUUUCUUUUUUUUGUGUGUGUGUGUGUGCAGGCUCUCAUUUAACUGGACGCAAGAGCCGAGACUUAUGACAUUACGCACAGACCUGGAGCGGGGCUGCAAAUGGGCGGCAUAGGUGGCAACCUCUACUUCAGCAUGUUGAAUGGGGCUGAAACGCAAACUUUCGGGAAGAACGCCGACAUCGGCGGCCACCUCCACCGCGGCAGCAAGGAUCUAGCCGAGUUUAAAAUGGGGAUUCAGGACGCGAGGUUUUACUACCCGGACUCGGUUCAGGGCGGGCAGGACGCCCUGGCUCUGCAGUACCACCCGGAGCAGGCGGUGGGAGGGUACGGAGCGCAGCCCGGCAGGUUUUACGCACAGACCCUCAGCAGCUGCCCGUACGGCGGCGUGCGCUCGCCGCCGAGGAGCGGAGCCGGGCAGGGUUACAUCCCGACGGCUGGGGACGGGUUUCCCACGGGCGGUAAAGACGUGUACUCUCCGUCCCCGGAGAACUACCCUGCCAGCUUCCAGCACGGUUACCAGCGGCCGCCUCUCUACCCUUUACCUGGGCUACAGGUGAGCGGGAAGACGCAGGCUCUGCUCAACAACUAUCCGCUAUGGGCCAAGUUCCACAAGUUCCAGACCGAGAUGAUAAUCACCAAACAGGGGAGGAGAAUGUUCCCCUUUCUGAGCUUUAACAUCAGUGUUCUGGAGCCGUCUGCCCACUAUAACGUCUACGUGGACGUUGUUCUGGCUGAUCAGCACCACUGGAGGUACCAGGGUGGCAAGUGGGUCCAGUGUGGGAAAGCAGAGGGUAACAUGCCAGGGAACAGGAUGUACAUGCACCCCGACUCACCCAACACAGGAGCUCACUGGAUGAGACAAGAAGUGUCGUUCAGCAAACUCAAGCUCACCAACAACAAGGGCAGCACCAACAAUGUGGCACAGAUGAUAGUGCUCCAGUCGCUCCAUAAGUACCAGCCCCGCCUUCACAUCGUGGAGGUGAAGGAGGACGGCUCGGAGGAUCCCUUCCUCUCGUCCAAAGCUGAGACCUUCGUCUUCCCGGAGACGCAGUUCAUCGCCGUCACUGCCUACCAGAACGCGGAUAUCACUCAGCUGAAAAUAGACCAUAACCCCUUCGCUAAAGGUUUCCGUGACAAUUAUGACACGCUGUACGCCCCUCCCGACUCUGAUCGCCUCACCCCCUCCCCCACAGAGAGCCAGCAGCUGCUGCCAGGGAGCUGCUACCCCCAAGGCUACCUCUCUGAGCAGUACAUGAGCCCCCUGCCCCAGAGCCGCUUCUACGGCCGCGAGCCUAUUGGCAUUGGACAGCAGCACAAAGACCCAUCCUCCAGCCCCAGCCCUCACAGCCACUGGUACUUGCCACCUCAGCAGGGUGUGGCCCCCAACCGGCUUGACUUCACUUCCUCCUAUGAGGGGGACUUUUCUGGAAAUGGUUUCUACAAGCCCUUCCCCUUGCAGACGUCCGCUCACCAUGCCCUCAGCUACUACCCAGACCAUCCUUUUGCAUCCACUAGCGUGUCUGUAUCAGGAGCCAGCUCAGCAGGCUGGAGCACCAGCCGGCCCACUCCUCAGUACCUCAGUCACCCCAGUAAACCUGGCCCCAGUCUGGGCUGGUUUAGACCCAUAUCGUCUUCUUCUUCCUCUUCAUCUUCUUCCACGUCACCUGGCAACCCCAGGCUGCACCCUCCCUCGCUCCUCGAGCCGCCCCUGCUGCAGGACAAGCCCAAAGACACUGUGGGCGUGGUGGGGGAGGACCCCUGGCUCGAACCUCCCUCUGUGAAAUCAGCAGACUCUGCAGACUCGGGCCUGUUCGAGGGCGGCGUGGGGGACAACAAAAAAAGGAGAGUCUCGCCCUACACAUCCAGCACGGAAAACUCCCCACCUGCGCGCAGCGGAGACAUCUGCGAGAAGGACAGCAACAGCAAUGCGGACUACUAUGGCUAUUACACCCACUGAAGACCUCACACCACACCCGCCGCGGUCUCUCCUAGCGUCUUCCCACACCUCCCUUAUGGACACGUAUCAGUCUGUCGAGUCAGGUUCGGGUGCUGCAGACAAAUACCAGAACCGCAUAACAGAACGUGCAACCUCAUCUACCGUCACAUCACCGGAGUCCACGCAGUGUGGCCAGCCUCUCUACAGAAAGUUCCCUUUCAAAGUGUCAAAUGGUUACAAGAGGAACUUUCAAGGUUACUGUCAAACUUAGUGUUGAACAGGAGUGGAUGUGACUGGGACACUGCCCUAGAGUCACAUAAACAGCAAACAGACAUAC